Molecule: messenger RNA, 1209 nt
Organism: Aureobasidium uvarum
Lineage: Eukaryota; Fungi; Ascomycota; Dothideomycetes; Dothideales; Saccotheciaceae
Source: the annotation of a GenBank genome assembly
AUGACAGCUUCUACGAUUCACGGCACAACGCCCGGAACCGCCAUUGCCAAAGACAUAACUGCUUUGGACCCACCAAUUGUGCCACUAACAUAUCAUGGAUCGACGGACACCGAGAAACCACACUCUUUAUACCGAGACAUAGAUUCAAGGAGUCUGACAGACCAAGAUGUCUCGUACCCGGAAGGUGGCAAAGGCUGGUUGGUCGUGUUUGGGUCUNUUUGCGGCAUGCUUGCAGCUCUAGGACUUAUGAACUCGAUAGAAUACUGGCAUUUUAUGCUUUGCUUUGGAGUUCUUGGGGGCAUUGGAACGAGUUUGAUAUUCACUCCCGCUGUCUCCAGUAUAUCUCAUUGGUUCAUGGUAAGACGUGGUAACGCGACUGGUGUUGCAGCGACCGGCGGCGCCGUCGGUGGUGUCAUCUUUCCUCUAAUGCUACAGAACCUUUUUCCAAAAGUCGGCUGGGAGUGGGCUACACGCAUUCAAGGCUUCAUCUAUGUUGGUCUUCUCCUCAUGGCAAAUCUCUUCAUACGCUCACGGCUGCCGCCCAAGCCUGGUGGCAGCGUGUUGCCUGACUUCAGGAUUUUCCGAGACAUACCUUUCGCCUUGACCACGGUUGGGGUCUUUUUCGCUGAGUGGGGACUGUUCAUCCCAAUCUCGUAUCUGACGUCCUACGCAUUGAGCUCUGGUGCUUUCAGCACAACGUUUGCGUAUCAGCUCAUUGCCAUCUUCAAUGCUGGAUCGGUCAUUGGCAGAUGGGCACCGGGGUAUCUUGCAGACAAGGCAGGAAGAGUAAACCUAAUGAUCGUUUGCCUGAUCCUUUGUGCUCUGUCGUCAAUGGGUCUCUGGCUUCCAGCGACAGUCCUUUCCGCGUCUGGCGGUAGUAGUGACUCGACGAUUUUGGGCUUGACUAUCGCAUUUGCCAUUCUCUUCGGAUUUGGCUCUGGAUCCAACAUCAGCCUCACGCCCGUGUGUGUUGGUCAAAUGUGCCACACUGAAUCAUAUGGCAGAUAUUNNGUACACAGCACUUGCUACACAAUUGUAUCGCUCGGCACACUCACAGGUCUACCAAUUGCGGGAGUACUGCUUGAAGCAUGCAACGGAGAGUAUUGGGGCCUUGUCCUGUUCACGGGCCUGUGCUACAUCAUCAGCUACGUUGCAUUCUCUUGGGUCAGAGUGAUGAAGCAAGGAUGGGGUUUGAGGAAGGUAUAUUGA